Messenger RNA from Fonsecaea erecta, 1647 nucleotides. RefSeq names its product glutathione synthetase. Gene Ontology annotation, cellular component: cytosol. Bases 1 to 1647 code for a protein of 548 amino acids. Gene Ontology annotation, molecular function: glutathione synthase activity; glutathione binding; ATP binding. Lineage: Eukaryota; Fungi; Ascomycota; Eurotiomycetes; Chaetothyriales; Herpotrichiellaceae. The transcript is spliced from 2 exons. Gene Ontology annotation, biological process: glutathione biosynthetic process. The record is from RefSeq and is a predicted model, not a curated record.
AUGGCAGAUCACGCUGCCAACCAAGUCUACCUUGACUAUCCUCCGGCAUUGACGCCCGAGCAGGAAGAGUAUCUUGCUCAGACUGUGAAAAACUGGACUGUAGAGCAUGGGCUUACAGUUAGACCGUCCACGGCCAUCGUCCCAGAGGAGACGAAUCCGAAGAAUGUCCUAGCUACUAAUGCCCCGGUCACUCUGUUUCCGAGCCCGUUCCCCAAAGCUUGCUUCGAACAAGCUAAAAGCAUCCAGCCGGUCUACAAUGAAUUGUACGCCAGCAUUGCCAGCGACGCGCAGUGGCUGGAAGAGAUCAUGAAAGAGCUUAUCGAGGUUGAUGACUUUCUUGCCAAUCUCUGGAAGAUACAUAUGGCCGUCAAGGAAGAGGGCUAUGUUCAAGACCUAUCUCUAGGGAUGUUUCGCUCUGAUUAUAUGGUUCACACUGCGGAUCAGGCGCCACCAUCCCUCAAGCAAGUCGAAUUUAACACCAUCUCCUCGUCAUUUGGGGGGUUAGCUUGCCUUGUUGCAGAUAUGCAUACUCAUCUUGCGACCUUCCCUUCUCCGAAGCAAUCGGUGGCGUAUCCUCUGCAUCCCCUGUUUGCAAACUCGGCCGGCGACAGCACCAUUCACACUAUCGGGCAUCCUCCUCACAAUGAGGCCGUGGCAACCCUGACUGCAGGCCUUGCAGCCGCUCAUGUGGCGUAUGGACCUUCGAGAUCAGAGCCCCGACUCCCAACUUGUGUCAUCUUUCUGGUCCAAGACAACGAGCGCAACGUCUUCGACCAACUGGCCCUCUCUAGUCAUCUAUACCAACACCAUCAUAUUCCCUCGUUCCGCCUCCCAACCAGCAAGAUUCUCGCUCAGACGUCCAUACCGUCAAAGGACAGCAGUCCUUAUCGGCCGUUGAUUUACACACCGCCAUCGUCCCCGUCUACUCAGUUUGAAGUCACCGUGGUGUACUUCCGAGCACUCUACGCUCCGACGGAAUACAACACACCCACAUCCUGGGCAGCACGCCAUCACCUGGAACGCAGCGCCGCAAUAAAAUGUCCCACCAUUCUCCUCCACCUUUCCGGCUCCAAGAAAGUCCAACAAGUCCUCACCGCGAGGCCUCCCGACACUGAUCAUCUCAAAGCCUUCCUUCCGACUCACUCUGAGAGCGUCCUGGAAAACCUCCGCUCGACUUUUGCUCCACAAUACUCUCUCUCCGCCUCUGCCUCCGAGACGUUGUCCGGUGAACCGGAGGGAGUGCGCCUGGCUCUCUCUGCCGAGACCGCGGCGAACCACGUGCUGAAGCCACAACGCGAGGGGGGCGGCAAUAACAUCUACCGCACCAACAUCCCACCUUUCUUGAAUUCUAUCCCAAGGUCACAGUGGAAGCAGUAUAUUCUGAUGGAACUUAUCCGGCCACCCACCGCAGCUAAAAACACCGUUCUCCGGAGCGACGGACAGGUCGUCCGUGGCAACGUCAUUUCCGAACUAGGGAUAUUUGGCACUUGUCUGUGGAGAAAUACGCCAGGUGACACGAGGCCCGAGAUUCUACACAACACAGAAGGUGGUUACCUCUUAAGGACCAAAGGGAAGGAUAGUGAUGAAGGCGGGGUUGCCGCCGGCUUUAGCUCUUUGGAUAGUUUGAUAUUAUAUGAAGCAUACUAG